Microplitis mediator is the source of this 5631-nucleotide messenger RNA. RefSeq names its product filaggrin-2-like. The coding region runs from base 154 to 4797 and encodes 1547 amino acids. The transcript has 2 exons. The record is from RefSeq and is a predicted model, not a curated record. Lineage: Eukaryota; Metazoa; Arthropoda; Insecta; Hymenoptera; Braconidae.
AAUGUCAUUACUCAGAACAAGUAGAGGGGCAGAAAACAUAAAUUGAAUGACCGGUCAUGAAAACAUUUAAUACGUAAGUUAAUAUUUAAACUGUCAGCAUCUAAACAACAUAAUUGUCUUAUUUUUUUCUGGUCUACUGUAAUUUAGACCAGAAUGUUAAAAAAAUUGCUGAUUAUUUUUGGAGCAAUUGCUUGUGGAUCAGCAGCUCCGAGUUGUAUCGAUUUAUGUGGCCCUGGAUCAGUGAAUACUCAAGCAUCGGAAUCAUUGACGGCAUUCAAAACUCAUAGUUCUAUAGGAGAGCAGCACGAAACGCUGCGUGAUCUCCAUCAAUCGCUGACAGAUCAACUGCAGUCUUCACAAAUCAACGUAGACUUCGAUCGUCCAGGGAAUUGGACUGAUCACAAAGACUACAGGACACCUGACGGCGCUGGAGAAGUCCACGAAGAAGCUGGACAGCUGGUAAAUGGUGGUGCUAAAGUACGUUAUUAUAAAAAAAAAUACGCCGCUUCUUAUGGCAGCGGUAGUGCCAAUAAUUUAGGACUUGGAGAUGCUUUGGAAAGUGACAGUUUGUUGCGCAGCGAUCUGCUGAAUUCUCGUAGCACUGUCGGACAUACUGAUGUCCAUAGUUAUGGACAUCGAGGAUACGAUGAGAGACUUCAGGAUUCAUCAAGAUUCCAAGAUCUUGAGACUACUGGAACCCAACUGCAUGAUAGUGCUCGAGUAACUGGUGCUGCGAGCACUGACGACUGGAGCAGACACGACACAUACGGAGUUGAUGGUGGUCGUGGAAGAGUUUACGAAGAAGAGGGCCAGUAUUCUCAAGGACCAGCUAAAGUACGUUAUUACAAAAAAAACUACACGUCAAGUUACAGCACCAGUGGAGCGCCUGGAAUUAUUCCUUUGACUGGAGUCGCUGAUCUAGAGACUCAGGCUCGUCAACUCGAGUCGCAAUUGAGUCAGCUCAGCAGGGAUCUUCAGCACACCCAAGUUUCUCAGUCCCAGAAUAUUCAUAAAGACAGUUUGCACCGUGAUACCACUGCUAGACAGAGUGAAUACGGACGAGUUUAUAAUGACAAUGAUUAUUCUCAGCAUUAUGACCGUCCAGUUGCUACUACGGAGCAAAGAUACGAGCAUUCUUCGAGAAAAGAAUCUACUGUUAGGUCUGGGGGAAGUAGUUAUGCUCCUGUACAACCUGUGACUAGUUUUAAUUAUCCUGUACCGGACACAGUUGGAGCUCAGACUCAUCGUACUGAACAUACUCAGCAUACUCAGCAGACGCAUGCUUAUACUCCAACCCAAGUGGUCCAAACACAUCAGACGCAUGUUCCUGUUCAACCUGUCACACAUUUUAGUUAUGUAGUACCAGAUACUGAGCUUGAAGCACUUGGAUCUCAGACCCAACGUACUGAACAUACUCAACAUAUUCAGCAGACGCAUCAGACUCAUAUUCCUAUUCAACCUGUGACACAUUUUAAUUAUGUAGUACCAGAUGUUGAGCUUGAAGCAGUUGGAUCUCAGAGCCAACGUACUGAACAUACUCAACAUACUCAGCAGACACAUCAGACACAUGGUUAUGUUCCAAGCCAAGUGGUCCAAACACAUCAGAUUCAUCAAGAAACUGAUGGCAUUACUCGUGUUCCUUUGCAUCGCGUUAAUAAUUACGGCGGCAGCACUUACAGAGAUGAAUCUCGAAGACAAGAGCUCGUUAGUGAAGGACAAACUUCACACCAUCAGUUGCGAGAUGAUGGGCAGUAUGUUUACAGUCAACCUGAAUUGAGCCGCGUCGUUCAAACCCAGCCUGGCAAACGCGUUGAAGAGCACUGGAGUUCCAGUUCUAGACACAGAGUUGAGUCAACGAUUCCUCAUCACAUUGAAACAGUUCCAAUUAUAGAUGUAGGUAUCAGCCAUCAGAAAAUCAGCCAGCAUAACAGCGGAUUACAUUCUGGAUACGCUGAUAGUUUGAACCAGGCUACUAAUACGCGGGUAUCAGGUGGAUCCUCAUCUUCGUAUCACCACGAGGAGUUUGGAACUGGUGGCGGGAGUUAUCAUGUUGGUGCUGUUCAUGUGGGACAUCAAGCUGCUGAUUGUGACACUGAGGGUCAACAGAGUUCAGGGUACACCAGGAGAUAUAAGAGAGGUGUUGAGUUUGGACAGCAGACUGAGAACUUGAAUCGAAUUCAGGGUCAAGGUCAAUGGGGCCAAGUUGAAGGUCAUCAGCAUCAAGAUUAUGACCAUCAUAGUCACCCACAUCAAGAUGAUGACCGUCAUAGACAUUCUGGUCAAGAUUAUGAUCACAGAAAUGGUGGAGGUUAUCAGCAUCAGAGUCAUGAAGGACAUCCGCAUCAAGACGAUGACCGUCAUAGACAUUCUGGUCAAGAUUAUGAUCACAGAAAUGGUGGAGGUUAUCAACAUCAGAGUCAUGAAGGACAUCCGCAUCAAGAUGACGAUCGCCAUAGACAUUCUGGUCAAGAUUAUGAUCAUAGAAAUGGUGGAGGUUAUCAGCAUCAGAGUCAUGAAGGACAUCAGCAUCAAGAUGAUGACCGUUAUAGACAUCAACAGCAAGAAUAUCUCCGUUAUAAGCGUGAACAAAGUCCUCAGCAAUAUGAAGAUUUGAAUCAGCAUAGCGAAAUUGGGUUUGGAGACUUGACUCAUCACAAAUCGGGAGACUUUGAUUUUGGACAACAGCAAGUGGAAAAUCUAGAAUUGGAGUCACAAAAAACUGAAGAUUUGCAUCAACAGACUCAGGGGUUUGAUCUUUGGGAUAAGCAGUCGGGAAAUUUAGAACUUGGACAACAAACUGAAGACUUAACCCAGCAAGCUCAUCAUUUUGACGAUUUCAGUCAACAGUCGGGAAAUUAUGAAUUUGGGCAACAUCAUCUCUCAGGGGAUCUAGAACUUGGCCAACAAACUGAAGAUUUUUCGCAACAAACUCAUAAAUUUGAUGAUUUUACGCAGCAACAAGCAGGAAAACUUGAAUUUGGUCAACAUCAUCAACAACAUACAGGAAGCUUGGAAUUCGGUCAACAAACUGAAGAUUUGUCACAACAAACUCAAAAAUUUGAUGAGUUUAAUCAGCAUACAAGUGAUCUGGAAUUUGGUCAGCAUGAGCAACAACAUCUAGGAGGAUUAGAAUUGGGUCAGCAAACUGAAGAUUUAUCUCAGCAAACUGACAAAUUUGGUGAUUUCAGUCAACAUCAAUCUGGAAAACUCGAAUUUGGUCAACAUCAUUACCAACACUUAGGAGGAAUAGACUUAGGUCAGCAAACAGAAGAUUUAUCUCAACAUACUCAUAAAUUUGAUGAGUUUGGUCAACAAUCAGGUGAUUUAGAAUUUGGUCAACAUCAACAGCAUACAGGCAGCUUGGAAUUCGGUCAGCAAACUGAAGAUUUUUCGCAACAAACUCACAAAUUUGAUGAUUUCAGUCAACACUCAGGUGAUUUAGAAUUUGGUCAACAUCAUCAGCAACAUACAGGAAGCUUGGAACUCGGUCAACAAACAGAAGAUUUAUCUCAGCAUACUCAUAAAUUUGAUGAUUUCAGUCAACACACAAGUGAUCUCGAGUUUGGUCAACAACACCUAGGAGGCUUAGAAUUGGGUCAGCAAACUGAAGAUUUGUCACAACAAACUCAUAAAUUCGAUGACUUUACUCAGCAACAAGCGGGAAAACUUGAAUUUGGUCAGCAUCAUGAACAACAUACAGGCAGCUUGGAAUUCGGUCAGCAAACUGAAGAUUUCUCACAACAAACUCAUAAAUUCGACGAUUUUACGCAGCAACAAGCAGGAAAACUUGAAUUCGGUCAACAUCAUAAUCAACACUUAGGAGGAAUAAAUUUAGGCCAACAAACGGAAGAUUUAUCUCAGCAAACUCAUAAAUUCGAUGAGUUUAGUCAACACUCAGGUGACCCAGACUUUGGUCAACAACAUUUAGGAGGAUUAGAAUUGGGCCAACAAACGGAAGAUUUAUCUCAGCAAACUCACAAAUUUGAUGAUUUCAGUCAACAUCAAUCAGGAAGUUUUGAAUUCGGUCAACAACACACUGGGAAAUUUGAAUUUGGUAAAGAGACCCAAGAAACCUCACAAUUAGGGUUCGACAAACAAAAUCAACAAACAACUGGCUUCAGUCCAUCAACGAAUUUUCCUAAAGAAUUUAAACCAGCUCCCAAACCCACCCCGCGGUCUCAACGAAUCGGUAAUCCAUCACGUGGCGACAUUGAAUCAGUGACAGUUCCAGGAGGCCCAGUGGGUCCAAUCGGCCCAGUAACUGUUCCAGUGAAGCCGGUUAAGGGAGGCCGAGGGUUCAAGCCUCUAGGAGUAUCAGCUCAAUACCGAAACGACGUUCCAUCCGAAGGAGUCUUAAGCCUCGAAGAACAAUCGUUCCAAUCUCCAGACUCCGGCAGCCUCUGGCAUCAGUCUCACCACCCAGGCGACUUGACAAGCGAUCACCCUCAAGGACAGCACUCCCAGAUUGACGGAGUCACCUUCCAACCCAGAAUCCUAGAAGCCUACGGCGGCAAAGGUCCCUACGAAGCCGGCCACCAAGAGGACAUUUUCUCAGGCAUCAGACCCAAUCCAUCAGCAACUCUCGCCCCCAAAUCUCACGGCAACGACCCCUGGGAAAUUCGUGAAGCCUCUGAACAGUUUUCGUCCCACCGCAUCUCAUCUCUUGAUACUGUACCCGAGUCAACAACUCAAUCACCUGAAACUACUCCAGCACCAGGCUUCUGGAAAAAACUAGGCAACAAAAUAACAACCUCCUACGAGAAAGCCAAAGAGAAACUCUCUGACACCUUCGGAUAAUCUUUUCCUUCAUCUCUCACCUCAUUUUGAUAUAUAUUUUUAAUUACAUACAUACUUAUAUAUUUAUAAAUAUUUUUUUUCUCAUUAACGCACAGAAAAAAGUUGAAUCGAGAAAUAUUUUGGAAGACAUUUGAAUGCAGCAGACAUCAGACAAAUUUAAAAUUAUAAAUAAACAGAGUAAAUAAUUUAAAAAAUGAUUUAUAAAAAAUGCACUUAUCAAUUUUGAAAUUUUUUAAAUGCGCAUUUUUUAAAUUAUUUACGCAUUUAUUAAUAAUUUUAAAUUUGUCUGUCUGCUAAAUACUCAUACUUCAGUGUCAUAAAUUUUCUUGAAUCAAGAAUAUUUAUUUUCUGUGUCAAGUUUACAGAACUGGCCAUUUAAUAUUUUUUCAGUUCAUUAGACUUAAUUCAAUGGACCUUUAGUAUUAUAUAACUUAAAAGGUAAUUAACAAUUAAUAUAAAAUAUUUAAAUGUAUGAAUAAAAAUGAGAGUAACUGUAGCAGACAUCAGACAAAUUUGAAAUUAUAAAUAAAUAGAGUAAAUAGUUUAAAAAAUAAUAUAUAUAAAAAAUUGUAAAUUUUUUUAAUGCGCAUUUUUUUAAAUUUCAUUUUUUAAAUUAUUUACUCUAUUUAUCUAUAAUUUUAAAUUUAUCUAAUGUUUGGUACAUUCACAUUCAUCAGUAAAAUUAAAUAAAUAGAUAUAAGCAAUAAAUAUUUACCUCGGGAAGAGUUUUGAAAAAUCUCACAAAUGUUUGUUGUCCAUUUUGAUCUGUAAUAACCACAUUAUUUUGUACUAUAGCUCAUUAACUUUAUAAAUAAAAAUAAUAAUAAUUAUUAA